This is a messenger RNA of Achroia grisella, 2205 nucleotides long. RefSeq names its product pseudouridine-5'-phosphatase-like. The record is from RefSeq and is a predicted model, not a curated record. Lineage: Eukaryota; Metazoa; Arthropoda; Insecta; Lepidoptera; Pyralidae. The transcript has 6 exons. The coding region runs from base 1336 to 1962 and encodes 208 amino acids. Gene Ontology annotation, molecular function: phosphatase activity.
UUUAAUUACAUUAAUUCACUAAGCAAGCACUAAUUCAUUUAAAUAAUCAAAUAGAAAAAAUAUUUAAUACAUAACAACUGGUUAAACAAUUAAUAAGAGGAACUCAGGCCUAGUGAUUAGAGCAGACCAGUCCCUACAAGCAGCACCCGUUCACGAGUAUGACGGAUGAGCCAGCCAUCACUGCGUUUGACCAUAUUUUAGGGCCCAAUGACCCGGCCCACCACGCAGCCACAAGUUUGGACAUUUUAGUGAGCAUGACUACUCAAAACACUAGACCACGUCAUAGCUACUUACAAUUGCCAUCUGAUAGUUAUAGUAUUCACAUUUUACAUGCAAGAAUGCAUGCGGCAAUCAAUACAAAACCCGCUAUGCUUUCAUAUUUCUAAAAUAAUUAAAUCAAGAAAGCAAUGAGAAAAAUAAAUUAUAAUGUUGUAUGCUAAUAAACUAAUUAUUUACUUGAUAUGUUGUCAUCUAUGAAUUCGUCUAUCCUGUAAUAGGCUUUCUUACACAAAAAUUGUUUAAUAUAAGAUUUGAAUCGCCUCUCUGUCAGAUUUAGUGGCAGUUUAUUAUAAAAUCUUAUGCAAUUACCAUAGAAUGAAUUACUGAUUUUGUACAGAUGGCAUUUAGGUAAAAUUAGCUUACUUUUAGUGUGUAAGUGUCUACUUGCAGUCUUUGAGUUUUUUUAAACUCUCUAAGUUCUUUUGUGUAUACAUUAUAUUUUCAUAAAUGUUAUGUGAAGUGACAGUGAGGAUAUUUGAUUUUUUAAAACACUGACAUAAUGACUCUCUCAAACCCAUACUAUAAAUAGAAUGUAUGGCUCUCUUUUGUAAAAUAAAUAUAGUAUUUAUAUUGGCUGCUUUACCCCACAGCAGUAUGCCAAAUGACAUAAUGCUGUGUAAAUAACUAAAGUAUACAAGUUUAGCCAUCGCCGCAUCUGUUAAUUGCCUAAUUUUUCUAAUUGCAUAUGCAGCAGAACUGAGUCUACUGGCCAAUUUUGAAAUACGGGGCCCCCAUUGUAAUUUCGAGUCCACUGUUAUACCUAAAAAAACUGUAUCAUUAACAAAAUUUACUAUUUCAUCAUUAAGUAAUAACUGUGUAUUUCUUGAUCUUACAUUAGGAAGUGUAAAUUUUAUACACUGUUUUGCUGGAAUUUUAUAAUAGGUUAUUACAUGUAAACCAAUUUAAUAUAGUAGGUUUUAGGGACAUCAAGCAUCACUGCUUUUGUAAUAGAUAAACCUAUGAGCCUCAGAUACAGAAGAUUUAUAUACAGUAGCUUUUCAGAAUAUAGUAUCACAAUAUGGCAAAGAAUAUACAUUUGAUAUAAAGUUAAAGAUAAUGGGUCGUCAAAGUCAUGAGUCUGCACAGAUUGUAGUGUCCAGUCUUGAUUUACCAAUUUCUCCUGAAGAGUUUAUGGAACAAUGUAAAGAACAAUAUGAUUUGUUGUUCCCGGAAUCAAAACUAAUGCCAGGAGCCAAAAGAUUAAUUGAACAUUUACAUAAUAAUAAUGUGCCAAUUGGAUUAGCAACAAGUUCUAAUUUAGAGAAUUAUGAGUUGAAGGUGAAUAAACAUCAUAAAGAGCUAUUCACUCUAUUUCCAUACAAAACUAUUGGCUCAUCAGACCCUGAGGUUAAGAGAGGUAAACCACAUCCUGAUGUUUUCCUUGUAGCUGCUUCAAGGUUUCCAGAUAAACCAAAACCUGAACAGUGUUUAGUAUUUGAAGAUGCACCGAAUGGAGUAAAAGCCGCUCGUGCAGCUGGAAUGCAAGUAGUCUUAGUCCCUGAUCCAAGAAUUGACAAAAGCAAAACUGUGGAGGCCACUCUUGUGCUAAAAAGCUUAGAGGACUUCAAACCAGAAGUCUUUGGUUUACCACCAUUUGAUAAAUACAGAAGACUUAUACACUAUAGGAUUUCAGAAAGUAGCUUCGCGUUAUGGCAAAGAAUUUACGUUUUCCCUAAAAUGUAAAAUAAUGGGCCAGCAGAGCAAGGAAUUUGCUAGCAUUAUUAUAAAUGAACUUGAUUUACCCUUAACAGUUGAUGAAUUUUUAACAGAGAUACGUAAAGUUUUUAAUGAUUUGUUCCCGCAAUGCAGAAUAAUGCCUGAUUGUUCCUCUUCACUUAUAUUGUCAGAUGAGACGAAGAAGUGAACUUCACUGAACCUGUUGGAAAAUUCCGUUUUUCAAUAGCAUCCGAACCGAAAAUCCGUUUU